AUGGAUUCCUCCCUGUACAAAGACUUCACGACCUCUAACAGCCAUACUUAUCAUUACUUCUUCUCUCCCCCAAAGGAUGACGCCAAGCCGUACCUGCUCUUUCUUCACGGCUUCCCCAGCACUUCUUUCGACUGGCGACACCAGGUUCCAUUCUUCCUCAGCGAGGGCUAUGGACUCAUAGUCCCAGAUAUGCUCGGCUAUGGGGGGUCCUCGAAACCUGCCGACGCAGCAGAAUAUCGUUCGACCGUUCUCACGAAAGAUCUAGUGGAGUUGGUAGACACGGAAAGCGCUACCCGGGUGGUCGCCAUUGGCCACGACUGGGGCGCCAAAAUCAUCAGCCGUCUUGCCAAUUACUACCCCGAUCGAUUCGUCGCAUUCGGUCUCUUGGCUGUCGGAUAUGUCUCGCCAAGUACGGAGUAUAAUUAUGAGCAGUUCCUGGUCAUCUCCAAGAAGACCUUCGGCUACGAACUCUUCGGAUACUGGUCCUUCUUCUCCUCAGAGGGCGCCGACAAGAUUAUCGAAGACAACAUGGAAUCCUUCUUGCGUCUCUUGUACGCUCAAGACCAUAACUUGAUGGCCUCCGAUUUCGCGCCCAUCGGCGCUCUGAAGGCCUACCUCUUGCAGGGAAAAACUGAUGGUUCUCUGGCUUCGUAUAUCACCGAGGAAGAGAAGGACUUCCACAAGAAAGAACUCCUCGACGGCGGCAUGGCCAGUUGUCUGAACUGGUACAAAGUCAUGACUACGGGGAUCGAUGCUGAGGAUAACAAGGCUGUCCCGGAGGCAAACCUCGAGGUUACGAAGCCCGUUUUCUACGGUGGCGCAUUGAAAGACUUAGUCGCCCUCAACGCCCUCAACAAAGCAGGGACCGCUGGGAAAUGUAAGAACGCAACUAUCCAUGAAUACGAUGGAUGCCAUUGGGUGAUGUGGGAGGCAAAAGAUGAAGUUAACCGGGAUUUGUUGAGCUGGCUAAAGGCACUGUAAUUGCAUGACUUUGAUUGAAUGGAAAGUGGAAAGUGCUGCGAUUGGCUGACUACGUUAUGUAAGCAACUUAGCUAGGUAAAUAUACACUAACUCAUCAGCUCGUAGUAGAAUAAGAGGAAGGGAGGGAGUAUGAUGAGAGACACUGAAGCCGUCAUUAGAAGCAGCGACAUUGCACCUAACCCGAAAUGUUUCCCG
Guyanagaster necrorhizus is the source of this 1176-nucleotide messenger RNA. Its product is annotated as alpha/beta-hydrolase. The record is from RefSeq and is a predicted model, not a curated record. The transcript is spliced from 5 exons. Lineage: Eukaryota; Fungi; Basidiomycota; Agaricomycetes; Agaricales; Physalacriaceae. The coding region runs from base 1 to 981 and encodes 326 amino acids. Gene Ontology annotation, molecular function: catalytic activity.